UGCCCAGGACAACCUGACCAUGUCUCGGGCGGAGGAGUACGGUUGUGCGAGGGAUCACUCUGAUCUGCCCGAGCCGCAGCUGUCAGUCAGCAUCAGUGUUGGGCAGUGCAUGAUGGGUCAGGACAUAAAGCUGGUGUUGGAUUUCCAGAACCUGGAUAAAGUCUCCAGAACCAUCAACGCUCACUUGUCCGGGUCGGUCGUCUUCUACACCGGAGUCUCAGCCAGUCAGUUCAAAGACGAGGACUUUGCCGUGACGGUGCCGGCCGAGCAGACGGAGCGUGUGCCGAUGAACAUCUCGCAUCAGGAGUACAUGCCUCACCUGGGCUCUCAGCUCUGUAUCCACUUUGUUCUGACUGGUCAGGCUGACGACCAAUCAUUGAGCGUCAUCAAGGUGGUCGACCUGCUGACCCCGAAACUCUCCAUGGCGGUGUCCGGUCAUCCUCAGGUGCAGCAGCAGAUGUUUGUGACGGUUUCCUUCACCAACUCCUUCAGCUUCCCUCUGAACAACGCCAGGCUGAUCAUGGAGGGCCCCGGACUCAUCGGCGUCAGAACACACCAGUUCAACGUCAUCGAGCCUCAGGCUAAUAUCUCCUGGACGGAGAUGUUCGUACCUCGGCUCAGCGGCCUGCGACGCAUCUUUGCGGUGAUGGACUGCAAGAGCCUGAAUCAGGUGUGGGGACUCGCUGAUGUCGUCAUCUCAGAGUGAGAUGAUUGGCUCACAGAAUGGUGACCCCGCCCCUCGUCAUUUCCACCAAUCACAGCAGCUUGAGACGGAGUGGGCGGAGCCAACAACCAGCUCAAGUUAUUUUUAAUGAUUUUCUUUUCUUCAUUCAGACGAGUUUAAAACGAAUAUUAGAAAAACUUUAUGAACUUGAUUCAUGUCCGACGACUCAUUUACCUUUUUAAUAAUGAGAUCGAAUUAAAUUAAUUUACAUCUGGUUUCAAUUCAACAUGAUUUAAUCUGCAGAAUUAUUAGGUUUAAUUCAACAUUAAAUAAUUUACAAACUGGACUUCAAAGUUUUCAGAGAGAAUCACAAACCACUUCACCUUCACUCAUUAGAAACCAGAGCGAAGCUCCAACACGUUUCAAACUCUCUGCUCUUC
Molecule: messenger RNA, 1104 nt
Organism: Paralichthys olivaceus (Japanese flounder)
Lineage: Eukaryota; Metazoa; Chordata; Actinopteri; Pleuronectiformes; Paralichthyidae
Source: RefSeq, a predicted model, not a curated record